Molecule: messenger RNA, 1779 nt
Organism: Ipomoea triloba (trilobed morning glory)
Lineage: Eukaryota; Viridiplantae; Streptophyta; Magnoliopsida; Solanales; Convolvulaceae
Exons: 2
Coding region: 1-1779 (592 amino acids)
Molecular function (GO): nucleic acid binding; zinc ion binding
Source: RefSeq, a predicted model, not a curated record
AUGCCACCAAGACGUAAUGCGCCUGCGGAGAACGAGAAUAACCUCUCGGCGAUAGAUCGGAUGGUUCAAGCCAUGGAGAGGAUGGCUGAAUUGAUGCUGGUUCAGCAAGCUCAAAACCAACAUCAAGGGCAAUCGAGAGUAGACUAUGCCAAGGCAAUAGCCAGCCGACAACCACCAUCCUACGCGGGCGAGAAGGAUCCGGUAAUUCUGGAAGAAUGGAUCCGAACCUUCGAUAAGUUACUCAACGCGGUGAACUGCCCUGCGAACCAGCGAGUAUCCUCGGCAGUGUACUACCUGACGAAGGCUGCCGACAAUUGGUGGGCGACAGUUGGACCAACUCUCCUGCAAGACCCAGCUUUCGGUUGGGAGGAAUUCAAGGUGGAACUAAGGGAGCAGUUCUACACUGAGCGCAUUAAGGGAAUUAAGUGUGAGGAAUUCCUACGACUAAGACAGAAAGGAGCAACCAUCCAAGAGUACUACGACCAGUAUGUCGAGCUGAUGCGGUUUGCCCAGGAGAUUGUGCCGGAUGAGGCAAGUAAGGCAAGGAGGUUUGUUCGGGGAUUGGACUGGAGUAUACGAGGAAUGAUUGCACCUUUCAUGUGCGCCACGUUGAAGGAAGCCUAUGACAGGGCGUCGGAUCAUUAUCAGGUUUACCUGGACCAACAGGAAGCCUAUGGCCGAAACAAAAGGAAAGCCGACGACAACUCUCGGAAGUUUCAAGCGGGAAACAAGAAAGCCAAUCAGGGCGGCUUUAACACGGUGCAAGGGAGAGGAGGAUUCGAUAAGGGGAGAAGAUCUAAUUGCCCGAGGUGUGGAAGGGAUCACCCCGGUGAGAACUGCCAGGGGAUGAGGACCAGAUGUUAUCAGUGCGGCAAUUUUGGGCACAAGGCCGCCCAGUGCCGAAGUCAGGGAAACAGUCCCCAGAAGCCCCUGCAAAAUGAAAAUCAAGGACGGAGAUUUAACGGGAAUAACGGCUGGAACCCCGCAGGAGCCGGGGGUCAGAAGAAUAACUCUCCAUCUGGGAACUCGAUGAAUGCCACGCCUGGUUCUAACCACAAGGGGAAGCAAGUGGUGGGAGAGAGCAGCGGAGCGAAACAGGGCAGGAUCUACGUCAUCAAUAGCGCUCAGGCUCAGUUAAGGCCUACGGCCAAGUUAAGUCUCAACGUCGCAACAGCUUCAGGAGUAGUAGUAUCCUGUAAGGAUGGUUACGAUGACGUUGCAAUAGAAAUAGCGGGAUUUAACUGUCCCGGGAAUCUCGUUCGUUUCGAACUUGAAGGCCUCGAUGUCGUACUCGGAAUGGAUUGGCUGGACAAGUACAAGGCUCAGAUCGUAUGUAACGAACGAAAGGUUGUACUUCAAGGACCGAAGGGAAAGACAAUAUCCUAUCGAGGAGUUGACAAACAACCCGAGCCGCGGUUGUUGACGAUGCAAGGGUUAAGGAAAUACGUUCGCCAGGGGUGCGAAGCAUAUCUCUGUUUGAUACAAGACGCCGAGGUGGAGGAACUCGAGAUAGAUCAAAUCCCAAUAGUGCGCGAAUUCCCUGACGUAUUCCCUGACGACCUCACCGAGAUGCCACCAGAGAGGGAAGUGGAGUUCACCGUCGAUCUCGUACCAGGCACCUCACCUAUCUCAAGAGCACCUUAUCGCAUGGCUCCCAAGGAGAUGGAAGAAUUAAAGGCACAAUUGGAGGAGUUGUUGGAAAAGGGAUUCAUUAGACCAAGCGUAUCACCUUGGGGUGCACCGGUGUUGUUCGUGAAAAAGAAAGAUGGAAGCUUGUGA